ACUCCUGAAGUGUGGCGCGCUGUCGGAUUUUAAAGUGGGGAACUUCUAGUACCGCUCACUAGAACAUAAUACCAAAAUAAGAUAUACAUUAAAGCAGAACACCUAAAGCCAUGUCUCAUUUUAAUGCAGUCUUCGUUGUUAUGGUAUCUUUGAUUUUACAGUCAGGUAAGUAAUUGGGCCACGAAUUUUUUUUUACUAUCACACAACUGUAUGUUUAGACAAUAAGAAAUGUAAAAUAAUUUAGUUGUAUAGGUAAGAGCGUUAAUUAAUUUACCAAAACUCUAUGUGUUUUAUUAAACGAUACAACAUUGUAAGUAUUAACAUAUUUUUAAUGACAUGUGUGCGUUUUAAUUAUAAAGCUGUUUAAUUUUAAAUAGAUCUUUUAAAAACUAUAAGUGACGCCUUUGCCUGUUCUUAAACUAAAUUAGAAAAUUUUAACGCAAAGAAAGUUUAUUAAUUUCUUAGAUAAUUAAAUUAUGAAUUCGUUACAUGAAAACCGAGUCCCUUGUCUCAUUCGUUGAAAAUGAAGAAUCUCGUAAAAUGCAUUUAUUUGCCAGCAAUUUAAUUAUGGGGCUUUUAAGCGCUUGAUUUCAUAGGAAUUAAAAUAUAAAUUAUUAUAAUUUAUUCUCUUGCUUUUAGCACCAGUUGCUAAAUCUGGAUGAAACAUCAAUGAUUUAUGUUUUUAUUUUACAAAUUCAGAGUGGAGGCACGCACACAACACAAAAAGGGAAGAGGGGUGGAAGGGAGGGGGGGGGAGACACAUACACCAACCAGAGCCGUCGCGUGACUUUUAAAGGGCAUCUCUGCCACUUUUCAAUUUUGUGCCCGAAAGCAAAUAGUUUCAUUAGUUUCCACAUAUUAACUUUGGGCCCCUUAUACACAACAGAGCCCACCCAGCCCCACCCCCUUACAGCCUCAGGGAUUGCUGGGUCCACACGAUGGCCCAUACUUGUAGUGAGAGAGUAAUAAAGAACAAUCAUGUUUUACUUAUUAUUUUAUUUUUGGCUUUUUUGAAUUGCGAUUGUAAUUUAAUCAAGAACGAAUUAAAACAUUUAUUGAGUUUAUGUAACGAUAGAAACUAAACAAUAACUUUAACCACAUUCACACACCCACACGCUCGGGGCCGGAUUUACAUAUUUCUGCGCCCUAUAUAGUGGCGUAGCGAGGGUGUUUGGCUCCCGGGGGAAAGAUUCGCGCCCGGGGACAAGAUCCAUUUUAAAGCGCCCCCUUUUCUUUUUUUCAACUCUCAAACCCAUUAUUUUUACCAAUAAUAUAAUAUCAAAGCACAUUUUGGCGCCCCUAACUAGCUUGCGCCCGGGGACAUCUGUCCCCCUUCCCCCCUCUCGCUACGCCUCUGGCCCUAUACCAAUGUACACAUUUCUACGCCCUAUACCAAUGUACACAUUUCUACGCCCUAUACCAAUGUACAUAAUUCUGCGCCCCCACCAUCCAUGGUGGCGAGCCACCUUAGGAACGCCAAAGGCGUGACUUCCUUUAAUAAUUUAACCUUAAUCAGUAAGGGGUGGAUUUCCUCCUGCGGAUUACUAGGACCCCCCGCCCCCCCCCCCGGGGACAAAGAGUAAUCCUAUAUGUAAUGGCCAAGCAGAUUUUUUUUUGUGUGGGUGGGGGAGGGGGAUAUUCACUGACACCUUCUUGCGAAGGUUUCCUCAGAGCUGUCGACCACAUAGAUUCUAGUAGUGUUUAAUUCUAAAGUUUUUUACUAGGCACUCCCUGCCCCUACAUUAAACACCACGUGACACAUUCAAGCUAGUGAUUUGAACAAACUUGAAAUAUCUAAUAAAUGUCUUUUUUAAAAAACAUUUUUAAAAAACAUGUUUCAACCAAAUUUAAGUUUAUAUCCUUUUAUAUAAUCUGUGUAGACUUUUGAGUGUUAUUCUUCUCUGUCUUCUGCUUCGAUUCUUCUUCUUCUUCUUUGCCUUUUCAGCUCCCAGUGGAGCAUAGACCCAUUGUUAGUUUCUCUUUCCAAGCCCUCCUGUCUCUGGCUAUCCUCUCUAAACCUUUCAAACUCUAUCCAGUCUUUGUUGACAUCUUUGCUGACAUCUUUGUUGACAUCCUUGUUGACAACUUUGUUGACAUCUUUGUUACAACUUUGUUGACAUCUUUGUUACAACUUUUUUACUUCUUUCUUGACAUGUUUGUUGACAUGUUUGUUGACAUCUUUGUUACAUAAAUUUUAACAUCUUUGUUUCUUCUUUGUGACAUCUUUGUUUUUUUUUGUUACAUCUUGAUAAAUCUUUGUUGCAUAAAUGUUAACAUCUUUAUAACAUCUUGUUACAUCUUUGUUACAUAAAUGUUAAAAUCUUUUUUACAUCUUUGUUACAUCUUGUUACAUCUUUUUAGACAUCUUUGUUAAAUCGUUGUUAAAAUCUUUUUUACUUCUAUGUAAAAUCUUUGUUACAUUUUUCUUGACAUCCUUGCUAAUAUCUUUGUUACAUCUUUGUAAACAUAUUUGUGACACAUGUGACAUCUUUGUUGACAUAUUUGUGACAUAUGUAACAUCUUUGUAAACAUAUUUGUGACAUAUGUGACAUCUUCGUUGACAUAUUUGUGACAUAUGUAACAUCUUUGUUACAUCUUUGUUGACAUCUCUUCUCCAUGUGCUUUUGGUGUAUUCCUCGUCCACUUGACCAUCGAGGGUUCCGUGCCCAUUUGAUUUAAUCUACCCGUAUUAGUCUAUUAUGUAUGUAUGUAGGCCUAUAAUUACAUCAAGGCAGAUCUUCAUAUUUGAAAAUAAAUUAAUUAAUAAAUACUAUUGAUGCUAAAAAUAGCAGUUGGUCGGUUGCCGGUUAGGAGUGCGCCUUAGUGGGAUUCAGUGGUUUCUGUAAGUGUGUUUGUCUGCUCUUUGAAUGUCAUGUCACAAUGACAUGUCCCCCAAAAUUUCGUUUAUGAAGAGCAUAAAAAUACAAUCACAAAUCUAUUAAAACUAGUUCAACUUCAACAACAAAUAGCUCACCAAACAAAAAGGAUUUUAAAAAUUCGUUAACAAAAAACAAACAAAAAAAUCACCCAUGUUUUUACUACUUUAAAAAAAAAUACCAACGCUAUAAGGGACUGCCAAUGAGGUUAUUACUUCCCUUGUCACCCCGAGUUAUUGUUCAUACAGGAGAGUACAAAGAACGACAAAGAUGGUUCCUCAGAUGGCGAAAACAGCCUUUGAGACCUGGCGAGUUGAAGAAAUUAAGAAAUUUUUACGGGAAUUGCAUCAGCCUGUAUCUGGAAAUAAAGCAGAACUAGUAGAUCGAGCACGCGGCUGUGUAGCAUUGCGAAUUUGUUGGAAAAAACCAGUAAAGACGAACUAUUCCAUCGUCCAAACUUUGAUAAUCUAACAACUCCUUCAGGAGCGAAAAUGCCCGAUCCUGCAUGGGAUAUUUUUUUAGAAAUCCCGCUAUGACGCGAGUCCCACUAUCUAUUUAUAACUUUGAAAGAGAUUUGAAAAAAAAAAAAAAUCACUAUUGAAUUAAGAACCUCCGAGCUUUUUUUUUGUUUUCUGAGAUGAGAUCUAGACCUUUUUCUGAAAUGAGAUCUAGACCUUUUUCUGAGAUGAGCUCUAGACCUUUUUCUGAGAUGAGAUCUAGACCUUUUUCUGAGAUGAGAUCUAGACCUUUUUCUGAGAUGAGGUCUAGACCUCAGAGUCGUCGGGGUUUCCUGCAACCGAUGCGGUGGAAAGUAAUGUCGUGGAAGAAAAUUUUAACGAUUAAUUUUUGAAUCCAGGGGAACGCACCCGGAACAGAGGGUCCACGAAAAGUCAAGCAAAAGUUAUCCGCCCUACCCCCCUGGGCCACCAUUUUCUUUCAACACAAGGCUUUUUUUUUUUUUUUUUAAAUUCGGCCGACAGACUGAGCCGGCUUUAAAUAAAUAAAUUUAAAAAUAUAUAUAUUUAGUGACAUAUUAUCAGGAACUCGUGCCGGCCGCGAGAAAUAUUUCAAACGGAACGUCUAAAUUCCUCAACAUGUCAAAAAUGACGGAGUGACUUCCUGAAAAUAAUGCUUUUGUAGUUUUUGUAUGACAACCCUGCAACAAAUUUACACUUUUUAAAGCAUGGGGUCAAUUUUACAGCGGUGACCCAAUUUAACCUUGAACUACUUGUCAUUAAAUUAUGAAACGUUGGUUAUAUUUUGUGUGACCAUAAUUAUGCGAGGCAAAUGUCUGUAAAGGGUAUUUUUCAGAUGAUAUCCAAAGAACGAUUGUGAACGAGAAGAGCUUCAUGAUGAAUAUUGUAAUAAAAUCAUUUUAAUAUUCUUAAAACAAUAAUUACCACAGCGUGGUUCUCAUAAGAUUCCAACUGGUGCUUUAUUACUGUACUACUUUUUAUUUUACUUUAUAUUUUUAAAUUGGAAAGCUCCUAUAGAUUAGAAAGAAACUGUAUGAUCUGUAUGAUCUGUAUGAUCUGUAUGACAGGUCAAAUUUGACCUGAAACCUAAUUUAGUUGCAAUUGUUUUACUUUAUACAUGCUUUAACUGCUAUAACGGAAGUGGAUUUAUUUUAAAAAUAAUGAUAAUAACCUAAUAUUUUGUCUAUAUACAGAGUGUCAACUUUACAACCUAUUGAGUGCCUUCCAGAGCCCGAACCCAUAUUCAGGAAGUCCACUUUUCUCUUUCGCUUCUCAGAUGCCCGGAUGUAAGUCUUUUAAGUUAUACUUUUUUUUUCUAGACUUUUCAUAGCUCCGCGUAAAGAUAAUGCCUUUUUAUCUUUGGAGCAGGGACUUGAAAAUGAAUAAAUGGUAAAAUCACAAAAUAAUACGACGUACAUUCGUAUAGUUCUAGACAUGAUGUAUUUAUUGAUCGAUUUCCAAAAUCAAUAAAUCAAUAGGACAAUUUAAUUAAGGUCAAGAAAUAACAUUAAACUAAUUCCACAGCGGGAGUUACGGUGCUGCUACAAGGAUCGUAUUGCUACUUUCGAGAAAUGGUAGGAGAAGGGCUCUAAAAUUUCAAUUUUGUUCUUGGUGCUAAAAUUAUGGGGGCUGGCACACAGGGUACAUUUACGUUUCUGCAGCUUUAACGCUUUUGCCCCCCCCCCCCUCCAUAUAGACCCUUAUUUAUUAGGGUUACUUUCAACAGUGUGGGCGACCUCUUGUGUCAGGGGUAUGCAGAUUCAAAAUUUAGACACAUAGUUCUCAAAAAAAAUUUCAAUUUUGUUCUUGGUGCUAAAAUUAUGGGGGCUGGCACACAGGGUACAUUUACGUUUCCGCAGCUUUAACGCUUUUGCCCCCCCCCCCCUCCAUAUAGACCAUUAUUUAUUAGGGUUACUUUCAACAGUGUGGGCGACCUCUUUUGUCAGGGGUAUGCAGAUUCAAAAUUUAGACACAUAGUUCUCAAACUUUGGAAAAACGGAUUUCUUGUGACACACUACUUUGUUGCCAGUGGUACACAAAAUGUUUGCUUACUUUAUUUACUAGCACAGAAUUCCAAACGUUUGAGAACCCCUGACGUACAUUAUUUGAAACUCGAUCUACAUCAGAUUCCCAUUUCAGCCUGUAGCGCGCAUAUAAAAAAAAUCCAAUUGCUGGUGGUCCGCAUCACAACAUAUUACAUGGGUCAUUAUUAACCGAACAUUUGGCUACUAUGAAAUGAAAGAAAGUGUGGGCUAAAAUUGAAACUCAAUUAGAAGCUUCGCUUAUGUUUAAAGCCUUUAUAUUAACUUCACUUUUGUUUGUGUGUUUGUGUCGUAUAAAAUUUUCGAAAGUAUAAAUGACCCACUUCCCGUCAUCCUAACGAGCUGAAACUUGGCACACAGACUCGUAGCUAAUGAAAACACUUUCUUUCAAAUUUUCAGCCUCAACCCACAAAGAGUCAAUUUUACCGUUUUUUUUUUUUUUUUAAAGUGUGUGUGUGAAUGUUAAUACUUCAUUAAAUGGGUGCUUGUUUUUGGUGUGGAGAUUAAUGCUAUGUGCUUUGUAUUUGCGACAUAUUCGGGUAAAAAUAAAUCUUUAGUUAAUUAGGUUUUACAAGGUUGUUUAAUGCAACGGUCAAGAAUGGGGUAGUCUACACUUUUUCUUUUCUUUGUCAGAGAAUUCUGCAGUGGUUGGUAGCUGAGAUUUUCUCGGAACUUUUUAUAAACCCAAUUAAAUAAAAAAACAAUUAUAAUUGUCAAAAAAUCUUCUUUGAUCCCUUCAGAAUAUUACCUACCCUUGAUUUGGGCACAAUAUGUGCCACCUGUUCAGACCAUCUCUACUCUCCUGACAUGUGCCACCUGUUCAGCCCAUCUCUACACUCCUGACAUGUGCCACCUGUUCAGCCCAUCUCUACACUCCUGACAUGUGCCAGCUGUUCAGCCCAUCUCUACACUCCUGACAUCUGCCAGCUGUUCAGCCCAUCUCUACUCUCCUGACAUGUGCCACCUGUUCAGCCCAUCUCUACUCUCCUGAUAUGUGCCACCUGUUCAGUCCCUCUCUACUCUCCUGAUAUGUGCCACCUGAUAAGCCUUUCUCUACUCUCCUGAAAUGUGCCACCUCGUCAGCCCAUCUCUACUCUCCUGAUAUGUGUCACCUGAUAAGCCCCUCUCUACUCUCCUGUGUUGUUGGCAAUAUAUGUUAAAGUUAUUACGAAAUAACGAAGUUUAUGUCUCCGAACCAAAUGAAAUAACCGCUAUGUGAUUCAAAUAAACUAACUUUUGAACCUGCCCUGUAAAUGAGCUCUUCUGACAUUGCCAUUGACAUUUUCUUAAACGGCAUUUUCAGCUCAUCAAAAUGCAAUCGGUGCCGACAGAACGGCAUCGCAGUUCCCGUCCCCACAGGCGCCCCAAGUUCUUCUGAAUGCUUUUAAAAAUGCACAAGGUAAGCCAAACCGGGAACAGUGUAAGUCACAACAUGGCAAAUAGUUUAAGUCACAAUACUGUAAGUCAAACACAAUGGAUACAAUGCAGGUCAAAAAGUGUACUACAGUUUAUGUCAUAACGUGUACAAGGUAAGCAGUGACAUGUACAAUGCUGUAAGUAAAACACAAUAGAUAUAAUGUAUAGGUUAAACGUGUAGUAUAGUUUAUGUCAUAACGUGUACAAGGUAAGCAGUGACAUGUACAAUGCUGUAAGUAAAACACAAUAGAUACAAUGUAGGUCAAAACGUGCACUAUAAUUUAUGUCAUAACGUGUACAAGGUAAGCAGUGACAUGUACAAUGCUGCAAGUAAAACACAAUAGAUACAAUGUAGGUCAAAACAUGUGCAAUUUACGUCACGUCUGCAUGGGGGCGAUGUCUGGGUGGAGCUUUGGGGGAAGGGGAGCGAUUAUGUCAAAUAACGCAGUUUCUCUCCGGACUAGACACAGCUUAAAAUGCCUAGAGUCUAAUCCUAUAAUGAGUUGUUUAUUUUAGGUUGUUUUUUUUUUUAAAUCCAUCUCCUCACUGAAGAAAGCAUAUUUUUUUUUUUUUUUAUAAAAAAAAAAAUUUUGAUAAUUUUUUAUUUUUUUUUAUAAAUUGUUAACAGCUUAAAAUGCCUAGAGUCUAAUCCUAUAAUGGGUUGUUUAUUUUAGGUUGUUUUUUUUUUUAAAUCCAUCUCCUCACUGAAGAAAGCAUAUUUUUUUUUUGUUUUAUAAAAAAAAAAAAUGUCGAUAAUUUUUUAAUUUUUUUUAAAAAUUGUUGGACUGGUUUCAAGUUGUCCCUUAUCGUCUGUAUCUUCUCUCUUUCUUUCCUUUUUAUAACGAGAUCGCAAUCUCCUACCCACAGCCCCCCUCAUUAUUUCUUUCAAGUCAGAUGUUAGUAAUACACCAGCUGAAAGAGCUUUCCUAUCUCUUCCCCUCCACCCCCACCCCCCACCUCCCCGCACAGGACCUCCACCAGGGGCGGCACCACUACCUAAUCCAAUGAGUAACAUGAUGAACAUGAUCGGCGGCAUGGGAGGCCACGGCUUGAGUCAACCACAUGGUGGCGCUGGCGGUCACGGGAUUAUGCCCAUCAGUGGCGGGGUGAGUUGGCUUUCCUCACUGCUGUAAUGACACUAACAUUAUCCUGCAAAUUUGGCGUUACAGCGACUAUGGUUUUAAUUGCAAGGGGAAAAAAAAUGACUAUUAUAUAAAAAAGAAAAUGUAUUUUAACCAAUGCAUUUUUCUCACUAUAAGCAUUCUUCCCAGUCAAAUAAAAAUCCGUACGAGUCCCACCCUUUGAUCUUAAUGAAAGUAUACAAGUCACACCCCUUGAUCUUAAUUAAACAUACAAGUCCCGCCCCUUAUCUUAAUUUAACAAACUACUAGCCCCGCCCCUUGAUCUUAGUGAAACUAUACAAGUCCCACCCCUUGAUCUUAAUUAAACAUACAAGUCCCGCCCCUUAUCUUAAUUAAACAAACUACUAGCCCCGCCCCUUGAUCUUAGUGAAACUAUACAAGUCCCACCCCUUGAUCUUAAUUUAAAAUACAAGUCCCGCCCCUUAUCUUAAAUAAACAACUUACAAGCCCCCACCCCUUGAUCUUAAAUUUUUUUUUUAAACGUACAAGUUCUCACCCUUGAUCUAAUUUUGUUUUCACCGAUUAUUCUGCUCCGUAACAUUGAUCAAUCACGCAUUAAUAAUCGGUAAUAUUUCUUUCACAUUAACUUAUAACAUGUGUUUGUUGUAGCUCAUCAAUGUCACUCUUAGAUCCUGAAUCGUUUUAUAUAGUCACGAAAAACAAGUAACUAUUUUAUUAUGUAUCUUAACAAAAUGCGCAUUUACGUGACGUCAUCGCCCACUCCACAGCUUUUUCACGCAAUUAAUUUACUUCAUUAUAAGUCUACCUGUUGCCUGUUAGGCUUAGACGUUAGAACAUUGACAGAAAGUUUUAAAAGAAAGAGGGGAGAAAAAUCACGUACGUGACGCUUCAUCACGUGUACCUACAUCCUUAUCGUUGUUUUGUUUUGUUGUUUUUUUUAAUAAAUAUUUUCUUUAGCAUUGAUAUCGUAGAGGUUAGUUGGUCGUCAGUUUCCUCAACUUUCCAUUAACUUCCUCGUACUUAUUAUAUAACGUAUCAUUCUUAUACCUUGACGAAUACAUUUUCCAGAUGAAGCAGAUGGUCGUUAAGUGGGCCACACAGCUGGGCCACAAGGCCUACUACGAAGCCCAUGGGUGCGUCGACCCCAGCACAACACUUCACGGUCGUCAUGGACAGAUGGCUUCCAUGGGUGAGAGACAACAAUCAUUUUCACGUUAAUUAAUGCUAUAAGAUAAGAAAGAAAAAAAACAAAACAAAAAAAAUUAAAACAAAACAGUGGCGUACUAGGGUUAGUGCCACCCGGGAGGUGGCAAUUAUUUUUUUUUUUUACAUCUACGAAAAAAAAAAAAAAUAUCCGUUGGCAGAAAAUAACACCACUCAAAAUAAAAAAAAAAAAAAAAAAAAAAAAUAAAAAAAAAACAGUGGCGUACUAGGGUUAGGGCCACCCGGGAGGUGGCAAUUAUUUUUUUUUUUUACAUCUACGAAAAAAAAAAAAAUAUCCGUUGGCAGAAAAUAACACCACUCAAAAUAAAGAAAAAAAGUGUCGCCCCAUGUCACUAAUCACCAGUUCCCUGUUGUUUCCUUCUAAUCAGGCUGGCGCCUCUUGGACCUCCUAUUUCUAAUUUUUCCCACAACAGCUCACCACACGAUCGUCACCAUUGUGGUGAAAGAUGCCACGCCAACAUACACGAACACCUUCACAAGCCCUAGUCCCCGCUCAGCCCAAAGGCGAUAAUGCCAACCCCAUUUGGUUAAUUUAUUUUGCUCCCGUUUCAGCCAUGAUGGGGGUGUUGUCCCAUCCCCCAAUAGAUUUAUCUAUGUUGCUCCCGUUUCAGCCAUGAUGGGGGUGUUGUCCCAUCCCCAAAUAGAUUUAUCUAUGUUGCUCCCGUUUCAACCAUGAUGGGGGUGUUGUCCCACCUCCCAAUAGAUUUAUCUAUGUUGCUCCCGUUUCAGCCAUGAUGGGGGUGUUGUCCCAUCCCCCAAUAGAUUUAUCUCUGUUGCUCCCGUUUCAGCCAUGAUGUGGGUGUUGUCCCAUCCCCCAAUAGAUUUAUCUAUGUUGCUUAUAUUUCAGCCAUGAUGGGGGUGUUGUCCCAUCCCCCAAUAGGUUUAUCUAUGUUGCUCCCGUUUCAGCCAUGUUGGGGUUGUUGUCCCAUCCCCCAACUCCCGUUUCAGCCAUGAUGGGGGUGUUGUCCCAUCCCCCAAUAGAUUUAUCUCUGUUGCUCCCGUUUCAGCCAUGAUGUGGGUGUUGUCCCAUCCCCCAAUAGAUUUAUCUAUGUUGCUCAUUUUUCAGCCAUGAUGGGGGUGUUGUCCCAUCCCCCAAUAGAUUUAUCUCUGUUGCUCCCGUUUCAGCCAUGAUGAGGGUGUUGUCCCAUCCCCCAAUAGAUUUAUCUAUGUUGCUUCCGUUUCAGCCAUGAUGGGGGUGUUGUCCCAUCCCCCAAUAGGUUUAUCUAUGUUGCUCCCGUUUCAGCCAUGAUGGGGGUGUUGUCCCAUCCCCCAAUAGAUUUAUCUAUGUUGCUCCCGUUUCAGCCAUGAUGGGGGUGUUGUCCCAUCCCCCAAUAGAUUUAUCUAUGUUGCUCCGUUUCAGCCAUGAUGGGGGUGUUGUUCCAUCCCCCAAUAGAUUUAUCUAUGUUGCUCCCGUUUCAGCUAUGAUGGGGGUGUUGUCCCAUCUCCCAAUAGGUUUAUCUAUGCUGCUCAUGUUUCAGCCAUGAUGUUGUUGUUGUUCCAUCCCCCAAUAGGUUUAUCGAUGUUGCUUAUAUUUCAGCCAUGAUGUGGGGAUGUGCCAGUCCCCAGGCGGGAGAAGUUUGUGAUCUGGCCCAAAUGGUCCACGGUGGAGCCCAGGGUGCCAACAUGAGACUAAUGAUGGAGUAUAUGAUGCCCAAACAAACCAAGGUAAUGGUCGGUUGCAUGGGUUGCUGAGCUUGGGUUGCUGGGCUUGGGCUGGAGGGCAUGGGUUACUGGGUUUGGGCUGGGGGUCAUGUGUUGCUGGGUUUGGGCUGGAGGGCAUGAGUUGAUGGGCUUGGCGUGUAGGGCAUGGGUUGCUGGGCUUGGGUUGUAGGACAUGGGUUGCUGGGUUUGGGCUGGAGGGCAUGGGUUGCUUGGCUUGGGCUGGAAGGUAUGGGUUGCUGGGUUUGGGCUGGAGGGAAUGGGUUUCUGGGUUUGGGAUGCAGCGCAUGGGUUGCUGGGCUUGGGCUGGAGGGCAAGGGCUGGAGGGCAUGGGUUGCUGGAUUAGGGCUGUAGGGCAUGGGUUGCUGGGCUUGGGGUGGAGGGCAUGGUCUGGAGGGAAUGGGUUGCUGGGUNUUGGGUUGGUGGGCAUGUCAUGGAGUGCUUAAGCUUGUGGGCAUGGUAUGGAUGGCACAGAGAGUUAAGCAUGUGAAUUUUCGCCUGGACAUGGGCAGUCGGGAAUGGGAAAACUGGCAUGGCCAGGUGGGCUUGAUUGGUAGUGUGAACAUGAUGCGUUAACAUGGUCUAAAUAAGAAAGAGCAUGUUGUUGAUUCAGCGUAUCAUUGUGAUCUCAAUCGUUUUUUUUUUAAUGUUCAAAAUGUAGAAAUUCUAGUAACAUUUAGAGAUAUGUUACAAUACUUAUUAGUCAUCAUGCUCGCAGAUGUGAUAGUAUUUUCUACACCCCUCUCGUGGAUAGCCACGUAAUGGUUUCUGAUGAUCACUCUCUCCCUAAUUACUUAUAUGAUAUUAUCAAGCUAACUUAUGACAGUGUAUUGUUCAAAACAAGCAGACCUGCAAUAACUCUAUCAAGAGUCACAACCCUGGAUGCAGAGAGCCAAUUAAUAUGGCCCGUUGAGUCGUAAAUGACCUAAAACAAAAAAAAAAUUGGGCAUUACCUUAGAAUUUAAAAAAAAAAGUCAAUGAAGGGAGAUAAUAUUUGACAUGACUAAAGCAUACUAAUUACCGGACCCUCCCACAUCACUAAUGCGUCAUCAUCUCCCCCCCCCCCCCUCCCCUAGAACAUGCUGGAGCAGUGUCUCACGCCGUCCGCCGUAAUGAAAGGCUUCAUGGGAAGCAUGGCGCCCCAACCACAACCAAAACAAGAAGGACCACGUAAGUUUUAAACAAUAACAACCCCACCCAUCCCCCACCUACACACACAUACACUUUUUUUUCUCCCAAUUUUUGUUAUAUUUUCAAAGGUGUCCGCGCUAUUGAACUACACUUAAUUUGUUAGGUUGAACAAACAUACAAUGUCAAUUCCUGCCAAAGCUACUGUCCUCUUUUUUUAUAUUUUUUAAAAUAUGUUUUUUUUUAAACAAACUAUGUUUUUCCAACAGUAUUUAUGUGAAUUAUUUGGUUUGGUUUAGCCCCACCGAUCGGAGCAGAAGGCGCGCCACCUUCAGGUCAAAGUGCCCCAGUCGAUUGUUCCAGCAUCUCACAGAUGCUCAUGAUGAGUCCGUCUGCGGCUGAGGGGGUCAUGAGCCCAGAAAACAUGGAGCAGAUAGCGACCAUGAGAAACAGGUCAGCGACGUUAAACGUUGGGGACUGUGUGUCUUACGGGGAUUGUGUGUCUUAAUACUCCUGGACACAACAGGGGUACCGGUGUGUGUGUCUGGACACAACAGUUGUCAGGUACCGAUGUGUGUCUGGACACAAUAGUUGUCAGUUACCGGUGUGUGUCUGGACACAAUAGUUGUCAGGUACCGGUGUGUGUCUGGACACAACAGUUGUCAGGUACCAGUGUGUGUCUGGACACAACAGUUGUCAGGUAACGGUAUGCGUCUUGAUACAGCAUGAGUUGUCAGGUACUGGUAUGUCUGGACACAAAAGUUGUCGGUCAGGUAUGUUUCUGGACACAACAAUGGUCAGGUAUGUUUCUGGACACAACAAUGGUCAGGUAUGUUUCUGGACACAACAAUUGUCAGGUAUGUUUCUGGACACAACAAUUGUCAGGUAUGUUUCUGGACACAACAAUUGUCAGGUAUGUUUCUGGACACAACAAUGGUCAGGUUUGUUUCUGGACACAAUAAUUGUCAUGUAUGUUUCUGGACACAACAAUUGUCAGGUAUGUUUCUGGACACAACAAUGGUCAGGUAUGUUUCUGGACACAAUAAUUGUCAGGUAUGUUUCUGGACACAACAAUGGUCAGGUAUGUUUCUGGACACAAUAAUUGUCAGGUAUGUUUCUGGACACAACAAUUGUCAGGUAUGUUUCUGGACACAACAAUUGUCAGGUAUGUUUCUGGACACAAUAAUUGUCAGGUAUGUUUCUGGACACAAUAAUUGUCAGGUAUGUUUCUGGACACAACAAUUGUCAGGUAUGUUUCUGGACACAACAAUGGUCAGGUAUGUUUCUGGACACAAUAAUUGUCAGGUAUGUUUCUGGACACAACAAUGGUCAGGUAUGUUUCUGGACACAAUAAUUGUCAGGUAUGUUUCUGGACACAACAAUUGUCAGGUAUGUUUCUGGACACAAUAAUUGUCAGGUAUGUUUCUGGACACAAUAAUUGUCAGGUAUGUUUCUGGACACAACAAUGGUCAGGUAUGUUUCUGGACACAAUAAUUGUCAGGUAUGUUUCUGGACACAACAAUGGUAAGGUAUGUUUCUGGACACAACAAUGGUCAGGUAUGUGUCCGGACACAACAGUUGUCAGAUAUGUAUGUGAGGUUUGUUCAUAUUCACUUUAUUAAGUAACAUAAGUCGAUGACACAAAUUAAGACUACAACCCAUUAGGUGGAUCACAUGACCACAAAGUAACAAAAUGCUUCAGAUGACCCACACAAUGGAAAGCAAAUCUAAAAACUCAAUCUGAUUUCAAAACAGGUCAUCAUGGGGGCCAGGUGCAUGUUAGUAAGUGGAGGUGCCAGUCUAAUGAGGAUCGGAACGUUUCAAGGAGAAACUUUCCAAACUUUAAUCCAUUUGUGACCUUAUUUUUAAAACCUUUAUAUUAACUUCGCUUUUGUUUGCGCCUGGCUGACAAAAACCUUCAUGCGGCUAAUUGACCCAAUUCCCGUCGACCCAUCAAGCUGAAACUUGGCACUUAAACUCGUUGACGAUGACAAUACAUUCAAAUUUUCAGCCCAAACCCCCAAAAAUCAGUUUUUCCUGUUUUCCACUGAAAUUCCCGAAAGCUGCGCUAAAUUAGAUUCUUUAAAAAAAUAUGGCAAGUGCGUUUGGUGCCUAAUAUUUCUUUUUUCUUAAGUUGAUUAUGAAAUAAAUAUGUGGGUUGAAAAGUGGGUAGUUCAUUAGAAUAUUAAUUUAGUUCAGUGGCUUGAAAAAAUGUGUGGUUGCGAGUGGCGAGCACAAAUUAGGUUUCUUAAAAAGAGUGUUACUUGUCAAAUUUUCAACCCCCCCCCCCCACCCCCACAACCAAAAAAAGUAAAAUAAACAUCAAAGGACUUAUAAGAAAAACUUUGUCUUUAGGGGGUGUUUAAUUCUAUUUUGAGUUUUUUUUUUAUUUUGUGCGUUGCUGAAAUCAAUGUUAUUGCUCAGAAAUCUCAUGACAAAAUUUUGAAAAAAUAAGCUCUACAACACUUUCUUCAUUUACUAACGUUAUUUUCUUCAACAGAUACCUGAAAAUGAGUUGCCAGGAAAACAUGUUAAUGGGAACAUUGCCUUACAGAAUGUGCUGUCCAGGAUAUGGUAAGUUACAGGACAGCAGAACAUUACAAUCAGUGGUUUCUGGGUGAGAAGUGUCUCAUAGUUAACUGACAAGCUUCAGAUAUACAUAAAUUUAUUCUAGACGUACGGUACAGGGCCCUUCAAUGGAUAAGUAGAUUUUUCUUGCUCAAGUUUUUCGGUCCCUAUACAUAAAUACAUUAAAUUACCGACAUUCUAAAGUGGCUGUUUGUAGCCCAACUUAAUUUAGGGUGGGGUGCUAAUGUGAUGCGAAUUGGUAGUUAGUAAACAUUUCCAAAGAUGUAGGUGAUUUAAUUAGCAUCCAGCUUUGAUUUCACACACAACGGGGCCCCAGGGUAUCAGUGGUCAGCUGCAUCGUUGAUAUAAAAUUGUAGAAUGACAAGAUUAUAUAAGGUGGUACACAUUUCACCAUAUGCCUCUGAAUGAUAUUUCUUCAACGUUUCCACAGUGAGACCACCUACAAUGGAAGAGGCCAUGAUGGCAAGAGGGAUGGCAGUUGCAGCAUAACCUAAGACACUUUAUCGUUCAAACUAACCGGUACACGUUGUUUUGCAAAGUAAACAAACGUGCUGGUACAUGUUUGCAAAGUGACCAAACCUACCAGUACAUGUUGUUUGCAAAGUGACAUCUUUUGAGACAAGGCAAUAUAAUAAAGAGGAUUCUGUUUUCCUUUCAAAUUUUUAUAAAAUUGUAUGUACUGCAACUGAAAUGCACUAAAGCAUUUGUAAAAAUCAGACAUGUCUUUUUUGUGUGAACAAAAUGAAAUAAUAUAUUAUUAUUUAUUGUAAAAAAAAAAUCCUUGUGUCUUCAUAUUUGUAUGCUGCCAAUAAAUAGUUAAUUUUAACAUUUUGUUUACAAAAAAAAAAAAAGUUUGCGCCUAAUGAAAAAUACAGAUU
This is a messenger RNA of Lymnaea stagnalis (great pond snail), 15391 nucleotides long. The record is from the annotation of a GenBank genome assembly. Lineage: Eukaryota; Metazoa; Mollusca; Gastropoda; Lymnaeidae.